Osmia lignaria (orchard mason bee) is the source of this 1325-nucleotide messenger RNA. Its product is annotated as ADP-ribosylation factor-like protein 2. NCBI's taxonomy places the organism in Eukaryota, Metazoa, Arthropoda, Insecta, Hymenoptera, Megachilidae. Gene Ontology annotation, molecular function: GTPase activity; GTP binding. The record is from RefSeq and is a predicted model, not a curated record. Gene Ontology annotation, biological process: receptor localization to non-motile cilium; non-motile cilium assembly. Gene Ontology annotation, cellular component: ciliary membrane; non-motile cilium.
ACCUUCCCCUCCGCUGGCUUAGAUCACCAUUUUCCCUAGAAGAAGGGUGUGUGUAUAUAUGUAUGUAUGUACAAUACAAUAUCAUGUGAGAAAACAAUAACCUGCAUUUAAUUCACUUAUAAACAUAACAUAAAACAUUUAUUAUAAUGGGUAAUUGUAUAAGGAGCAUACUGAGAAGGUUAGAAAGGAAAAGGUGUACUGAAAAGACUAUUAUCUUAUUGAUUGUGGGCCUUGAUAAUGCAGGAAAAACUUCUGUUUUAAAUUGUAUUAGCGGUGAAUUAGAUAAGUCUGUAUUACCCACAAUGGGAUUUCGUACUGUAUCUUUAAAAUGUAAAUCGUAUGCGGUAAAAAUUUAUGACAUCGGUGGUAGUUCUCAAAUUAGAUCUUUAUGGCCAAAAUAUUAUAAUAGUAUACAUGGUCUUAUAUAUGUGGUGGAUGCUAGUGAUAUUUCUCGUCUUACAGAAAAUAAAGUUGUAUUUGGUGAAUUAAUUUCACAUGAGUAUAUUUCAGGAAAACCAUUAUUAUUGCUUGCAAACAAACAGGAUAUAAAUGGAGCUAUAGAUGAAUUAGAUCUUGUUGAACAUUUAGAUGUAGAACAUGCUGUUAAUACUAUGAAAUGUCCUACAAGAGUGGAAAUAUGUUCAUGCAGUUGUAAGGGAGAACAAUUAAAAGAUAGUAGCAUAGGCAUUAAAAAUGGAUACAGAUGGUUAUUGGAUACAAUAGCAAAAAAUUACAGUGUUCUAAAUAACAGACUGAAAGGUUCUCAGAAUGCUCAAAAUGAAAGACAUAUAGAAGUACAAACUACAACAUUGGAUUCGCCAUCAAAGCUCUCAAUUCAUUCAAAUCCUUUUAAACCAAUUAAAGAAUUAAUUUCAAAAAAGGAAGUAGUUCCAGCAAUAAAUAUUUCAGAAAAUGGUGUUUUAACAAAUGGAAAAAAAUUGAAAAAUAUGUUCAUGCAUAAAAAUAAGACUGCACCACUUACUGUUGAAGAAUCUGUUAUUGAAAUGAAAGAUAUAUCAGAAACUGAUAAAUAUACUACUAGAGGUUUAAGAACUCAGAGAAGUCUGCAAACUUUUUCUCCAACAUUAAAUCCAGCAGCAUUGAAUGCAGAAUCAAAUGCAACUAGAUUAAACUUAACCCGUCCAUAUACAGCUCCAGGGUGUUCACAACAUUUUAUAAACAAAAUAACAGUAAUUAAUAUACCUGGACAAGUGAUGCAAGGAUGAUAUUUUUAAGUUUGUAUUUAAACAAUAAUAAGGGACCAUUGUAAAAAUACUUAAAUCGUAUAAAAAUAUAAUAAUAAUAAUUUUAUUUUACAUUGCAUU